Messenger RNA from Homalodisca vitripennis (glassy-winged sharpshooter), 1046 nucleotides. RefSeq names its product importin-7-like. The transcript is spliced from 6 exons. The record is from RefSeq and is a predicted model, not a curated record. The coding region runs from base 120 to 1031 and encodes 303 amino acids. Gene Ontology annotation, cellular component: nuclear envelope; cytosol. Gene Ontology annotation, biological process: protein import into nucleus. Lineage: Eukaryota; Metazoa; Arthropoda; Insecta; Hemiptera; Cicadellidae.
UUAUUGUCUUGCCCUAAGGUGCUGUAUACCUCAAGAACCUAGUCACCUCUAGUUGGGCUGACCGGGAAGUAGAACCAGGCGUCCCUCUACCAUUCACUAUCCACGAGCAGGACCGGGCCAUGAUCAGAGAUGCUAUAGUUGAUGCAGUGGUCUGUGCUCCUGAGCUCAUUAGAGCUCAGUUGUGCGUCUGCGUGAACUCAAUGGUGAAACAUGAUUUUCCGGGCCGCUGGACACAGAUUGUAGACAAGAUAAGCAUCUACCUACAGAACCCUGAACCCACUGGUUGGUCCGGAGCUCUCCUCUGCUUGUAUCAACUUGUCAAGACAUUUGAGUACAAGAAGGUGGAGGAACGAGGCCCGCUUAAUGAGGCCAUGAACCUGCUGUUUCCCAUGAUCUACCAGCUUAUCAUGCGUUUGCUGCCUGACCAGUCUGAGCAGUCAGUUCUGCUGCAGAAGCAGAUCCUCAAGAUAUACUUUGCUCUCACACAGUAUGUACUACCCCUGGACCUGAUUUCCCGAGAGGUGUUCUCUCAGUGGAUGGAGAUUGUACGGACAGUGGCGGACAGGCCUGUACCUGACCAGACCAAUCAGGUGGACGAGGAGGAGUGGGUGGACCUACCUUGGUGGAAGUGUAAAAAGUGGGCCCUGCACAUUCUCCACCGCAUGUUUGAGAGAUAUGGCAGUCCAGGAAAUGUCACCAAAGAUUACAAGGAUUUUGCAGAAUGGUAUUUGAAAACAUUUUCUGGUGGAAUCCUAGAAGUUUUGCUCAAAAUAUUAGAUCAGUACAGGAGGAAAACCUACGUCUCUCCUAGAGUUUUACAACAGACCUUGAAUUAUAUCAAUAUCGGUGUAAGUCAUGCACACUCUUGGAAGUUCCUAAAGCCGCACAUGUUCGCCAUUAUACAAGAGGUGCUGUUCCCGCUCAUGUCCUACUCUGACUCUGAUGAAGAACUGUGGAAUAGCGAUCCCCACGAUUAUAUCCGGGUCAAGUUCGGUAAGUUUCUCCCAAAUCACAAAAUCGUAUUGAUUUGAAGUUGGUUACAAGGC